Messenger RNA from Trichoplax adhaerens, 5211 nucleotides. RefSeq lists its product as uncharacterized. Gene Ontology annotation, biological process: activation of GTPase activity; regulation of small GTPase mediated signal transduction. Bases 1 to 5211 code for a protein of 1736 amino acids. The transcript is spliced from 25 exons. Gene Ontology annotation, molecular function: GTPase activator activity. The record is from RefSeq and is a predicted model, not a curated record. NCBI's taxonomy places the organism in Eukaryota, Metazoa, Placozoa, Uniplacotomia, Trichoplacea, Trichoplacidae.
AUGUACAACGGUUGGGUUUCCGACAGUCAAGAAAUUAUCAACGACACCAGCUAUCUCAGUGUUUUACAUACUUUUCCCCUCAAAGUCAGUAAAGACGUUACAAACGUUCUAGUAACCCAGUUCAAUAAAGAUCUUUGUGGAAAUGUAGAAUGCAAGAUUUUAACUACCAGUCGCCAAGUUGACUGGGCAAUGGAAGUUAUUUGCUAUGGACUAGCCUUGCCGGUAACUGAGAAAGAUUCGUUACUAUCAUGUGUUAGUAUCUACUCUGUUUGGCUUAGUGCUUUAGUGAAGCCAAAAUUAUCCAUUCCUAAACCCGUUCUUAGAGAACCUGAGGUUUAUGCAAGGAAAAUAUUUCAACAUUUAAGAAAUUUAUUUGCACCACGCCCUGAUGAUGCCAACGAUCCAAUUUUGGUCCAUUUUCAGGCUGGCCUUUGCGAAAAGAUCCUCAAUGAUAUGUUGAUCAUUUUGUGUGAGGCAAAAAAAUUAACAAGGCAAACAUGGAACGACAGCCUUAAAUAUUUACUAUGGAUUACAGAUUGUUUAUUAGCUCCACCAUUGCGAAUAGGAAGUUUAGGUGAAAUGCUAUCCCGUAAUUUACUUUCUACAUUGUUUCGAGUUUGGCUCCUAGCAUGUUCUGACUCAUUUCCCGAGCCUCCAUUAUGGAAGGCUUUAAAUGAUAUGUGUAAACGAUGGAGGCAUCAUGACGUUCUCAUUAAACAAUGGAAUGAAUUAAGUUUAACCCUUACUCUACAUUUAGAUGUAUUAUUACACGGUAAAUUUUCACAUAAGCGUAGCUCCAAUUUCGAAUCGGAUUAUUAUACCAUAAUAAGAAGAUUAUCCAAAAAUGAAUCUAUUCAAAGUUGGUUUCGAUUCUUACAUAUUAUUGGCAAUCCUGUUGAAUUAAGUAGCUACGAAAUAAUUGCUCGAACUCCUAAAUUAAUGGAAGAGGUGUACAAAAGUGAAUUACCGUUAGACUUUAGUCAAGUUGGGGGCCUUAAUAAGCUACCGUUAAUAUUUUUAAUAGUAAUGCAGGGAUUGUCUAAUAUUGUAAAUAUUUUUCUGCGUUGUGAGAGUCGCAGUAUCUGUCAAUUACAUAAUUUUAUUGUAAUGACGACCCCAGGAUUUCCUACUCGUAUUAAUGCAUUACCAUCCAAUAAAGAUAUCAUAAGAAUAUCUGACCCUACUGAAGGAAAUGAGUUGCCAAAUCCUGGAAAUCUUACAAGUCAUUCUGACUCGUUAGUUGCAAGUUUCAAUACAAAUACAAUUGUACACCUUCUUGGGCAAUGGCUAUUUGAGGCCUCUCAAAUUAAGAUUCUUGCAGAAGCUAAAGAAUUCGAAGCAGGAAAAGCUGAAGCUUGUGGUGCAUUGUGUCGCUUAUUCUCGACGGAAAGAUGCGAUAAAACAUAUCGUAUAGAUUACCUUAGUCGAUUUUAUAACACCGUUAAACUUGGACUCCAAAUUAACGAGGUUACUAAAGGGCAAACUAUGGCUAAUAUUAUUCUCAAUUCGGCUAAUCUAUUUCGAUGCGAUUUAAAAGGGGUACUUAUUCUAUUACCUCAUUACAUUCAAGCACUUGAAAAAAUUCUACCAUACAAAGAACCUAAAAUAGAGGCCAAUGUUCCAAAAGGGGAAUUAAGGCGAUCAGCUAUACACAUUCUUCUGUCUAUAACAUCAUUUCCAUUUCAUUUUUAUGAUCUUCCAAUUUAUGACUCAUCUCAAGGUGACACGAAUAAACAAAUGGAAGUUACAGUGUCUUCAUUUCGUUUAAGAAUUGUUAACCUAAUGUUACAAGCUCUACAAACUGAGACUGACUCGAUUAAUACACAAAUGCUUCUUGGUGGAUUCUUGUUGUUAACCGAAGAUACUGUUAGCCAUUGCGAUCGAUGGAACAAUACCAAAUUUGACUUAAAUCAAUUUGCGAAAACUCAAGUUUCAGAUGAUGUUAAUUCGACAGGGAGUUUAAAUUUCGGGGGAACCGAUAGCGUAGAUUCCGAUACUGCUUCAUUAAGCACAACAUCAUCUAAUGCACCAUUAACAUCAAGACGUUCGGCAUCGAUCUUAGCUGAAUCCUCCCUGAAGCCACGGUCUAAUACGAGAGUUGAAAGCAUUUCUUCUAUACCUGAACCUGUAGAGCUUGUUUUUCCGAAAAGGAUCAUUCCACCUGAAUACGAUCAUCCCAUAAGCCUUUACUAUUUGUGCGUCUUGCUUAUUGGGGAAAGAUUGGGACCGCUAUGGAAAGGGGAUUUUAGCGUAACGUUAAUGGCUUUGGAUGUUCUAUCAAACUUUGCCCAUGUCCCUAUUACUGCAGACGCGCUAUCAAGCAAAACGGUUAUUGAUCGCCUAUGCCAAUAUAUUGAAAGUCAAAUUAGACGCCCACCUCGAUACCAAUCGCGUGAUUUACAUUCCAUGAUUGUAGCAUCAUUUUCAUGCCUCUUAAGUUGGAUAUCAUGUCACAACCAACUGAUGGAAGACAAGGAAUGCUUAAAAACUGUUCUAGCUGUUGUUGAACAAGGUAUUGCUGGAAUAGUUGCCGAGGAGGAACUAAGUCAUGCUGGACAAGAUAUUCUAAAAGGGAACAAGAUGAGAAAGCCGGCCUCAGGACGAGUGAGAGAAGCAGCAGAGAGCGUUUUUUUCUACUUACUUAAUCAUCUGAAUGCCUUUCCAUCUCCUUGUGGCCCAUCUACUACUUCUUCGCUACUGAGUGAAGAAAAUAUAUUAGAUUUCGUAAACAACCUGCAACAGACUAAAGGAACUAAAUCUGCAUCGGAAAUUAAUGUUAAUAAAGAUGAUAUUAAAUAUUACGCUUUACAUAAGAAUACAAUCAUAGGAUUACUAGAAGUAAAUUUUGAAGACGAUGGAGUUCCUCCAACAGUUAUUAUCAUUGUACGAAAUGCAACGGGAAAGUAUGCAUGGACAACGCAGCUAAGACAUCUCGCAUUUGAAGAUUCGAGAUUAGCAGCUAGCAAUUUGCGUUAUAUUAGUAGACCUUCUCCAAUGGAUAGUUUAGGUUCUCCUGACACCAUUCAACACAGUUAUUUUCCAAGUGAUAUCGAACGGGCACCCAAAACGGAUUGUUCGAAUAGUAUUCCUCCUUUAGAGACUGUAGCGGAUGCUAAGACUGCUCCAAAUCAAGCCCGGUUCAAAAAAUUGCUAUUUGAUCAAGCAGAAAUCGAGGAAGACUAUAUUGAUAAGAUUCUGCAAACUGACAAUGACAUCCCGUAUCCAAAAGACAAUAUCGAAGCUAAACAGCCAAAACCUCAAAAAUAUUUUAAAGCAGGAAGAAUGCUACUAACUCAGUUAGGGUUUCUAAAUCUUGAUAUUCUACAAGCUAAUCCCGAUAAAUUCUUGGAAUCUGAUGAGUCCUUGAAAUCUCUUGUACAGCUGAAUGCCUCGGAUGAUUAUAAUCGUGAACUGCAAAUUUUAGAUAGUCUUCCGUGCCGUAUUCACGAAGUGGUAUAUACGCUCUAUGUCAAAAGUGGCCAAAAAAAUUUGGGUGACAUCGUUCGUAAUAUGGAUAAUAUGAAUGAUCUCAACAAAGAUUUCAUCAAAUUUGUUCAUUCUCUGGGGUGGUCGAUGGAUCAAAAUACUUAUCCGAAUUGGCGUAUUGAUGUUUAUUCUAAAAAGCCAUUUAGUCGGCAAUGCAGUUUAUCCGAUGAACGAUCACUUUACAAGGAAGAGAUAGAAACAUCUGAUAUGACAGAUAACGCCAAAGAGACGUCCGAUUUUAAGAAACUUAGUAGGAACUCGAUGUUUUACUAUGGGGACGCGAUAUCUGAAAUUGCCAUUGUCCUUGUGGGGGCUAAUAUUUAUCCGAAAUUUAGAGCUGUAGAUAUGAGCUCAGUAGAACUAGGCCAUGCUUCUAAAAAACUCAUAGAGAUGGCACCUUUAGCUGAAAUCGAAAGCUUGACUCCGUUAAAGAAACGAAGGCCAGUUCUAUCUAGAGAUACAUCUAGGGGAAAAUUAAAUCGGCCAAAUGCCACUAGUCAAGUAACCGAUCAUGAAACUAUCAUAGUUUGGCUUGAAAAAUUUGAAGAUUAUCUAACCUAUCCUAUAGAAGAAACCUUGCGCGAACUAGGUAUCGCUAGCCAUCAAGCUGAUGGAACCCGGCGUGGAAGCUCUAGUAACAUGAAUAACAAAGGAGUUGAGUGGGAAACUACCAUUAUUUUCGUUUAUCCUUUGCAAAAUGGCCUUUAUCGAAUUCAUCUGACAUUGACCUCAGUAUCGAAGGGUGGCAUAGCGGGUCCAUUAAUUCAUGGCAUGGCUGUUAGCAAAAAUGUUUUAGGAAAACUUACUAGGCAGACUAUACAUAAUAUUGCCAACAGACAACGCCUUGAAGUAGAAUCAGCAAGCUCACCUUUUUUGAUCCGAAGAAAUAAGAUACAAGAAAUUGUAAAAAAGCAUCAGACUAAAGACAGGUUUCCUUAUUAUUACGCUGACUUACAGCAACUACUACACGUGCUGUUGAUACCUCAGCAACAAGGAAGGAUGUCGAAACUACAAGAAAAAUCUCUGGCAAUUCCUCACAAAGGAAAAGUUCUUGAUGCAAUCAUUACCAUACCACCGAAAGGAUUUAAAUCUGGUCAUGGUGUUAUUUUAACCCAUGGAGCUGGAGGUGACAUGAACUACGAACAUCUUAAGGUUUUAGCUAAACAUUUGGCAGAGAACGGCAUUGCAUGUCUCCGUUUUACAUGCAAACCAACGGUCAUGCGAACGCGUGUUAACGCAAUGACUUCAGUUCUGGACUUUUGGAAGCAGUCAACUGAAUAUCCACUGAAAAAGUGCUUUCUUGCAGGUCGAUCAAUGGGAUCACGAGUUGCAGCAACGCUUGCUGAAGAAUUAACUCGCGCAAAAGAUCAAUUUAUUGUCGGUGUCAUUUGCUUAUCAUAUCCACUGCAUCCACCUAACAAGACUACCGAAAUUAGACAUUUGCAACCUGGUGUACCUGUUUUGUUUGUUAAUGGUAAGCGCGAUGCAUUAUGCGACGCAAAACUGAUGGAAAAGGAAGUUCAAAAUUUGCAAUGUCAGUAUCAGUUACAUUGGAUCGAUGGUGCCGAUCAUAGCGUACGAGUAAAAGGGAGGAAACCAAGUGAUAUCUUGCAAGAGCUAUGCACUACUGUCGUGGAUUGGUGCCACGAGAUUUUAAGUGAAGGCGAUGCUAAACCUACUAUCCGCAAGAAAGCAAAAACUGUCAAAGAUUACUUUAAAAAGUAA